Messenger RNA from Cylicostephanus goldi, 228 nucleotides. The record is from the annotation of a GenBank genome assembly. NCBI's taxonomy places the organism in Eukaryota, Metazoa, Nematoda, Chromadorea, Rhabditida, Strongylidae.
AUGUUGCCCUACCCGUCUGUUCUUCGCUUUCGCUUAGCUGAGUGUGGUUGUGUUGUGUUUUCAGACGUCGUUACACAUCGAAAACAGCUGGAUGACACCAUCGACAUCGACGGCUUGACGCUGGAUCGUCUGAUUGAUAAUAUAGAGAACUAUCCCGGAGAUGGAGUGCAACGUCCUGUCUCUCCCUAUAGUUUCUCCUUCAGUCGAUUGCGUAAAGGUAGAUUGUGA